AUGUAAAGAGAUAAAAAAGAGAAAAAGCAAUACAGAUAUCAAACAAUUCAGAAUAGUCCAAACAGAGAUCAAUAGAUAUUAAUCCCUAUCUAAGUACCUAAACUGCCAUAAAUAAAUACGGUUAUAAGUUAUGACUUCGCUUAGAGGUAAGAGCUCUAGAAGUCCAUGAACCUUAAGAGUCAUAUCUAGGGUUAUCAUAAAAUGGAGGUAAUUAUCCAAAAACUUUACGAGGACUUUAUGAAAUUAAAGCAAGAGAAGAGGAAAUCCCCUAAUAAGGAAUUCGCUGAAAUCAAAAUAGAACUUGAAAAUAUAAGGUUGAAUAAUAGAACUUAAUAGUUGAACUAAAGUGUAGCACUACCCCCACAAAUUCAAGAUGAAAGGCGUAAUAAUUCCCCCUUUAGCAUUUUAUCAGCAUUUGGGGCUAAAAAAACUUUUCUAGCUUAGAUUGGAUAUCCUAGACUAAAAUAAAACAUUCAGAGAAAUAAUCUAGUCAGAUCUAUAAUGUUAGAUGAAGACUAUCAGAGGGAAUGA
Messenger RNA from Stylonychia lemnae, 531 nucleotides. NCBI's taxonomy places the organism in Eukaryota, Ciliophora, Spirotrichea, Sporadotrichida, Oxytrichidae. The record is from the annotation of a GenBank genome assembly.